CACGAAGAAGACAUCACGUUCAUGGUGCUGGAGGAAUCCACCGCAGACAUCAUCCUGGGACGCCCCUGGCUUAACCUCCACCAACCUCACAUCCAUUGGCCCACUGGCGAGAUCCUGAAAUGGGGAAUGUCCUGCCAUCAUACCUGCAUCACUCCUCCAGCUAAAAUCCCCAAGGUCAGUCCUCCCUUAAGGAAGUCUUCCCUACCGGUCCAGUCCACAUCAGUGGAGAGCCCCGACACGAAGAUGGAUCAUAUCAUCCCUCCUGAAUAUCGGGCGUUCCAGGAUGUGUUCAGUAAGCAGUUGGCAACGAAGCUACCACCUCAUAGGCCAUGGGACUGCGCCAUUGACCUCCUGCCUGGAGCAACCCUUCCUAAAGGACGAAUCUAUCCCCUGUCCAUCCCGGAGCAGAAGGCCAUGGAGGAGUAUAUACAGGAAGCCCUCGCUCAGGAGUUCAUCCGGCCAUCUACUUCCCCUGCCGCUUCCAGCUUCUUCUUUGUGGCCAAGAAGGACGGAGGCUUGAGGCCGUGCAUCGAUUAUCGCCACCUCAAUUCACAAACCGUCAAAUUCAGUUAUCCUCUUCCCCUGGUCCCAGCGGCGUUGGAACAACUACGCGGAGCCAGGAUCUUCACGAAACUGGACUUGAGGAGCGCCUACAACCUAAUCCGCAUCCGGAAGGGGGACGAAUGGAAGACCGCUUUCAUCACUCCUUCUGGGCACUUUCCACUGAAGAUAAAACAGUUCUGGACCAGAGAUGACUUCUCGUUCACUCUUAACACAAUCUUCAUCAUCACACAAGACACAACAACAACAAUCAACAACAUCAUCAUCCUCAUCUGGACUCUGACGCUCUGCAUCCAGGAGACCUGGGGACAAGUGACUGUGACUCAGAAUCCAGAAAUAAAAUCCAUCAAACAAGGAGAAACUGUUACGAUCAACUGUAAAACCAGUCAGCCGAUUUCUGGCUGUAAUGACUGUGUGUCUUGGUAUCAGCAGAAACCUGGAGAAGCUCCUAAACUCCUCAUUUAUUACAUCAGAAGACUUCAGUCAGGAACUCCAUCUAGAUUCAUUGGCAGUGGAUCAAACUAUGGAAGUGAUUUCACUCUGACCAUCAGUGGAGUCCAGACUGAAGAUACAGGAGAUUAUUACUGUAUGAGUGUGCACUACAUCAACAGUCAAUAUGUGUUCACACAGUGA
Molecule: messenger RNA, 1194 nt
Organism: Carassius gibelio (silver crucian carp)
Lineage: Eukaryota; Metazoa; Chordata; Actinopteri; Cypriniformes; Cyprinidae
Exons: 4
Coding region: 22-1194 (390 amino acids)
Source: RefSeq, a predicted model, not a curated record